AUGGCACCGACGACGUCAAGCGCGCGUCAAAAACACGCGAGACAACAAACCUCGUUGCGGAGGCUUGUAAAGCAGCAUAAGAUCCAUUUCUAUUCGAUCGGUGACCAUCUCCCCGCAAGCCUAGAGCGCGAGGAAGCUGCGGUCCAGGCGAUCGGGAAUGCGACAUAUCAGGCGAAUCUGGAACGCAGCUCCCAGGUUACGCAGGAACGAGGCGAGGAAAUGUGGGAAGCCGUCAGGUGGUGCCUGAAAAAUGAGAAUAACGAAGAAAAUUGGCGCCAUGAGGUCGAAACGAACAUCUUGAACCGCCUCACGAAGUACCAUGCCUGCGUCAAAUGUGGCAAGCGAUUAUGGCGAGCGGAUUUUGAAUUUCCCAUCGGCGAUGAGCAGGGGGCUAGGUGGGAGAAUCUUCGCAGACGACGAGACAGGCGUGACAAAUGCGCCUGCAAGAGCCGCAUCAUGGGAGAUCGCCGACCGAAAGACCGUGUUUUCCAGAGUCUGCGUGGCGAUGAGGUUCGGUACGGGCCUGACCUCCGAGAUCGAAUCCCGGGGGGAAUCCGUCCUGAUCUGGUUGUGGGUUUGUUCAAUGGCCCGAAAUCGACCACGCUCCUCGACGCACCAUCCAGAGCCGACCCGGCAAAGCGUGUCGGGGAUCUUGUAAAGUCCGACAUCUUCGCCAAGGAGGACCCCGAUGUCCAGGACGAUAGUGCAAUGAUAUUCCCCUUUCUUAUUCUUGAAGCAAAACGAGCAAGGGCGCCGGAUAGCCUCGAGGACAUCGAACGGCAGAUGGCAUUUCCGGCUUAUGAGAUGUUGCGGGCACAGAACCGGCUCCUCGAGAACGCUGCGGGGUCAGAGGGGAGCGAUAGACUACCACGCGUAUGGCUUGUCAGUUUCAAGGCCCAGAUUUGGAGGCUAUACGUUGCGACUAUGGAGCAGGAUGAAAAGGAGGAGUAUAACUACAAUAUUUACAAUGUAUGGGGCGGCGAUGUGUCUGGAAGGUCGGAUGCCUUGAAACUGGUAUUGCUGCUGGACUGUGUCUUUGAUUGGGCGUUGGAUAUAUACCGACUCGAUAUCUUCGAGUCGCUGCAAUCGAUGGUGGCACCCAACCCCAGAAUCACUGCUCGCAAUGUGGCACCCACCGUCUCCGACUUGUCUGAGUCACUUGAAGGACUGGUUAUAAUGGAUCCUGUUGACCUCAGGGUCGAAAACCUAAACACCAUCCAGGAAGACACCUCGGAGGACGUCCUCAAAUACAAGCAUGGCUGGAUUCGCGACGGAAGGCAGGUCUUGACUCCGGGAGAAGGGCUUCUAAUCACCCAAGCCAACAUAGCGGACAUUUUUGACAAUUUCGAGCAUCCGGACCAUGCAAAACGAUUUGCGCGGAUGAUUUGGGCCUUGCUUAGCAAAGAGGCGUGGCUGUUUUCGAGUGAAUUGAUAUUGGACAAAGUCAGAGAAGUAUGGACAGGCCAAAAAGAGCACAGGCAACAAGUCCCUGAUGUACCGAUAUACGUACAAUUGGAGGUGUACGUCUAUUUUGACACGAGCUGGCAGCUAACGAGAAAGUUGAUUUUCGUGGCCGUUACCAAGGAUAGCAUCCCGGAGCUCUUCAAGCGCACACAGUAUCCGAAGCGCCGGUCCGGUGAAAUUGACAUCGCCCGACACCAGAUCCAUGAGGAGAAGUUUACAGCUGAGCUCCGAGACCGUCGCAAGCCCAGGGUACCUGACAGGCCCAGCGAAGCGCACUUCAACAUCGAAGAGGCAGUGAGGCGGUGGCAUUGCUCACUUAGUCCCUCUAGAGGCUCCUGGGACCGGGAUCCCCUGGGGUGGAGUCGCGUCUCCGUGCCCAGCUGCGACAAAGCAUUCCAGGAAAUAUUUCGUAUGUACCAGGUUGGCCAAAGGGAGCCCUCAGAAAGCUUUUUAAAGAUUUGGCAUAGUGUUCAAUCUACUCGUUUCGAGGUGGCUCUGGACCAGGAUUGGCUGGUUGUUGGGGAUACGGACGAGGGUGACUGGCGCCAUAUCCACCCUCAUAACCGAGCACCCCGACUGUGUGUGUUCGUCUUCGAGGACCUGCACGAUCUGGACACCACCGAGUUCGGGGAAUUUUUCGCCUACUAUGAGAAAGAGGGCUUCAAGGCGAUUGACUACCAUUAUACCGUCCUCAGAGGCAAGUACCUCUCUGGCUCCACACAUUUUGAUGACAAUCGUCUGGAGUCUGAGUCUUGUUGGCUUAUGGGGCCCAUUUCGCCUAGCGGGGGCCGUGGCCCAAUAUAUCCAAGUCUAGCAUUGCUGCUUGGUGAAUGGGUCCGGGAGCUGAGGAAUGGUGAGCCAGAGCAUUCCGAUGCCGGUAGUGAUGGGGAAGAGUACUGUACCGAUGAUAGUGACCAUCGUGAAGACCUCGGUAACCUGAAGAGCGGAAAGGCCUCUGUUGACAGCAUUGAUGGCGAAGAAGGGGUGGAUAGCGACGAGUAUGAAGGGUCAGAGACUGAAAGUAGCGACUAUGUUGAGGAGGAGGAGGAGGAGGAAGAAGAGGAGGAGGAAGAGGAAGAAGAAGAGGAGGAGGAGGAGGAGGAGGGAAAAGGAGGAGGGAGAGGAAGAUGGAAGUAG
Aspergillus calidoustus is the source of this 2601-nucleotide messenger RNA. The record is from the annotation of a GenBank genome assembly. Lineage: Eukaryota; Fungi; Ascomycota; Eurotiomycetes; Eurotiales; Aspergillaceae.